AUGGGUCACCUCUAUCCACAGUGUGCUGGAUCCCUCUGCUGUUUCUGUCCUCCACUUUGUCUCUUGAGAGCUUCUUGCGAUGGCCCCAAAGAAGAAGGAAGAGCCGAAGCCUGCAGCAGCAGCAGCACCCCCCAAACCCCCAGAGCCUGAGCGCCCCAAGACCCCGGACUUUGACCCUACAACAGUGACGCUGGAAUUUACCCCCGAGCAAAUUGAGGAUUUCAAAGAUUCUUUCCAGCUGUUUGACAGGACACCAGGCAACGAGAUGAAAAUCACUUACGCCCAGUGUGGUGACCUGAUCAGGGCUUUGGGCCAGAAUCCUACCAACACAGAGAUAAUGUAUGUCCUUGGAAAGCCCAAGCCUGAAGACAUGCAGACCAAGAUGCUUGACUUUGACCAGUUUCUGCCCAUGCACCAACACAUUUGCAAAGCCAAGGACCGUGGAACAUAUGAGGACUUCGUGGAGGGUCUGAGGGUAUUUGACAAGGAGGGGAACGGCACAGUCAUGGGAGCUGAGCUCAGGCACGUCCUGGCAACACUGGGUGAGAAGAUGAGGGAGGACGAGGUGGAGCAGCUGAUGCAAAACCAGGAGGAUGCUAACGGGUGCAUAAAUUAUGAAGCUUUUGUGAAAUAUCUCAUGGCAUCUUAAAAAGGGUAUUUCAUCCUCAUUGUCAUUCUGGUACUACAUCUGUCUGCAUUAUGAAAUCAGUAUGAGUGAGUAAUGAGUUGGUCUCUCCUUAACUGGGAACCAAGACACUUAAUUCUUGACUGCAGAAGAUCUUUCCGUUUCUGUAAAUCCCAUCUUGUAUAUUUCUCAUCUCCAUGCAUCUCGGAUGGGUCUCUAACUCAUCAAUGUUUCACCUUGUUUUUCUAAGACCAACUGUGUUGAUGCUGUGCACACAUUGCACCUUACCUACAUGCUGUGGAUCAUGGUGAAUAAAUAAAUUCAUUUUGAUGCUGUUCUCUUUUUCAAAUCCA
Messenger RNA from Epinephelus lanceolatus (giant grouper), 978 nucleotides. It is a transcript of the gene myl13, whose product is annotated as myosin, light chain 13. NCBI's taxonomy places the organism in Eukaryota, Metazoa, Chordata, Actinopteri, Perciformes, Serranidae. Gene Ontology annotation, molecular function: calcium ion binding. Gene Ontology annotation, cellular component: myosin II complex. The record is from RefSeq and is a predicted model, not a curated record.